CUGCCUCACCACCACUCUCUCCAAAUUAAAUUAAAAAAAAAAAGUAUACCCUUCCAGAACCAUGUUAUUUGCAUGUACAUACAUAUAUUUGUAUUAAUGGAAAAAUAUGAUUUUGUGAAUUAAGCACCUUUUUCUCGGGGAAAAAAAAGUCAUGAUGUAAGUUUUUCUGCACAUAAAAACAUACGUUUUUAUUACUUGUGCCAGGCCACAAGACAAUAGGGAUCAUUUCCAUAGUGUAUAAAUCUGUGCUGCCUCAUCUAAAACGUUUUAAACUUUAAUUUUGGCAGUCUUUCUUAAUCCCCCGCAAAAAUAAUUUCAGGGAAGGAAAGGAGUCUAUUACACGGAGCCUCCUUCAGCAAGGUUUAGGGAAUUGUGACCCCAGGUGGCCAGAGAGGGAUUUUAAAGAAAGAACGACGAGGAUUUUCUCUCAAAAGACCUUUAACUUUUCCUUCUCGCCAAGUCCAGCGUAGGCUGGGGAUGAGCUCCUGCCUCUUUUAGGCGGUCUUACUAAAAGGACCCCAAUACCGUGACCGACCCCGGGCCCUCCUAAGUUGCCCCUUCUUGCAGCCUUUUGCUGAGUAGCGCGGGAAGAACCAGCUUGGUUCUCUGGUCCGCUCAGCCACCUCUGGCCCCACUGGGCCCCGCCCCCGGCCCCGCCCCGCUUGCCCUGCUUCAGCCGCCCGGCCCCGCCCCAUUCGGACAGGCCCCGGCCUGCCCUGCGGGGACUCGCGGAGAGAGCUGACUCCCUCCCACACGAACCCGGCCGCGUGUGUUUGGCCUGAGUCAAAGCCGCGAAGAUCCGGAGCCAUGUGGAGGACUGUCCAUGCCGUGUUCCGGACCCCCGGAACCCCACUCCUGCUCCGGAGGUCAAUGUCCACAUCUGCCCUUCUCGCCCAGAAGUCUGCGACCUUGACCGUCACCCCCAAGACUGGGCUGGCCGACGAGCUGCUAGAUAUUAAAGUGGAGGGCUUAGGUCCCAGGGAGAGGGUGACCCUUCGGGCGUCGGCCGUCAGCUACCGAGGCCGCCUCUUCCGAUCGCUGGCCCACUACGAGGCGGACGGCCGCGGGGGGUUGGACCUGGCCAGGGACCGGGCUCUGGGCGGCGACUUCACGGGCGUGGAGCCCAUGGGGCUCCUGUGGAGCCUCACGCCGGUCGGCUCGGAGGAUCCCUGCUUCAGCCAGAUGCCGAGAGGCGUGAUGAAAACCCCCCUCAAAGUGGAGGUGACCGUCCACCACGCGCCGCAGCAGCAGGCGGUACCGCUGGGCCCGGCGCUGGCCUCUGCCCAGGUGCAGCGCUGGUUUUCCAGCCCGGAGCUGAGCCGUGCUCGCCUGCAAGCCGGCCGCCUGCGGGGCGUCUUCUUGCUGCCCCCAGGAGAUGGUCCUUUUCCUGGUUUGAUUGAUAUGUUUGGUGAUGGAGGAUUAAAUGAAUCUCGAGCUAGUCUCCUGGCUUGUCGAGGUUUUGCUACUCUGGCUUUGCCAUUUUUUGGCUAUGAAGAUCUACCUCCAAUCAUGAAAGACUUAAAUUUAGAUUACUUUGAAGAGGCAGCUAAAUUUGUGCAAAGUCACCCAAAGGUUAAAGGUCCAAACAUUGGAGUGAUUGGUUCUGGCAAAGGGGCAGAGUUGGCAUUUUCCAUGGCUAGCUUUCUCCCAAAUAUAGCUGCAGUUGUGAGCAUCAACGGCUGUGUCUCUAACACAGCUACUGCCCUUACAUGUGGUAGAUCAAUCCUGCCAGGACUGCCUUUUAACCUAGACAAAAUCUCUGCCAUGGAUUCAGGGGCUUAUGAUGUUAAAGAAGCGCUGGAGGACCCCUUGGAUCCAGCCUACCGGGAAAGUCGUAUCCCCCUUGAAAAAGCCAGUGCCCAUUUCCUUUUUAUAGUCGGAGAGGAUGACAGGCAUUGGAAGAGUUCUGUUUAUGCUGACAUAGCUGUGAAGCAUCUCACAGAGCAUGGGAAAACAAAUUUUACUCUCUUAAGCUAUCCUAACGCCGGCCACAGAAUAGAUCCCCCUUACAGCCCUUUUUUCUCUGUAUACCUUGAUCCCGUGUUGGGAGUGCCUGUUUUGGGAGGUGGGCAGCUAAAAGCUCAUGCUGUCGCUCAGAUUGAGUCUUGGAAGAAGAUCUUGGAAUUUUUGCACUUGCAUCUAGGGUAAAGUCUAACAAACUAAGUUUAGAAUAUGUGCAGAACCAUUUAAGGGAUUGAUUGAAUAUUUUUGACAAAUGACUGAAAUCUAGAUCUCUCAUGGGCAUCUGCAAGCUUUUAAAAGAAGUAAAAAUACUUGCUUCAAGUUCAUCAGAGCCUGUAACUUUGGUGACUAUCCAUGUUUCUCCAUGUUUGAUUGGUUUGAGCUUCAACUCAAGGCCUGUAGCAACAAGUAGAUCCAAAGCCAUAGUUUCUGGUGAACAGCUUUUGGGAUCUAUUUUGCCAUUUUGCAGGAUUUAAGAGAACAAAGAAAGGAUCCAAAGUAUAUAAUUCUUCAUUCUU
Leopardus geoffroyi (Geoffroy's cat) is the source of this 2480-nucleotide messenger RNA. Its product is annotated as acyl-coenzyme A thioesterase 1-like. Gene Ontology annotation, biological process: fatty acid metabolic process; acyl-CoA metabolic process. The transcript has 4 exons. Gene Ontology annotation, cellular component: peroxisome. The record is from RefSeq and is a predicted model, not a curated record. The coding region runs from base 808 to 2148 and encodes 446 amino acids. NCBI's taxonomy places the organism in Eukaryota, Metazoa, Chordata, Mammalia, Carnivora, Felidae. Gene Ontology annotation, molecular function: fatty acyl-CoA hydrolase activity.